GAAAAAAAAGGAAUGGACUUUUUCCUUUAAAGUUCCUGUCCCUAAUCAUCACUAUCAGCAGCAACAUCAGCAUCCUCAUCGUUGUGGCCACCCUCAUCAAUAUCUUGGCUCUCUGUCGUUCAUUCCGUUCAUUUCCUUUAGUGGCAAGCAAGAUUGAUGGUUCCAGUGGUUGCGAUAGAACCUGGAAGUCUGCUUCCUUUCUUUCUUUCUUUCUGACCUGCUUGCUUGAUUGCUCGAUUGAUUAAGUGUUGAGGCAUCGGGGACGUCGCCAAAAACCGUGAAGUAGGCUCUUGAUCCUGCUGAGACAGUGUCUGCCAUGGUUCUUCCACCGCGUGGAUGCUUGUGUUGGGGGAUGGACCGCCCAAUUGAAUUGGAUCGCCGUUUUGACUUGACUGAGGGGAAAGGUGUAAGCCAAUGAGAACCACCAACCUCAGGUAGUCUAGACUUCUGCCCUCCCAAACCCCAUUGAAUCCAGAGGACCCCGAAGCCUGUCUGGCUAACGUUUUGGACUUCAGUUAGGCGAAAUCAACGUGAAUGCUAGUCCAGUGCUCGGGCCUUUCUAUCUCAUUGAGUUGGUGCGGCUGAGAAGGGAGGUGCAUCAAAAGGGGCCGGCCGACGCUCGUCUGCUUCCCCAAUUUUUUUGUGUCACCCCUCUCAGUAGGUGUGUGUGGUGUCUUCAUGAGACUGGUGGGUGAGUGAGUGACUUAAUCGAUCCUAAAUUCCUUUUAACGUGAAUGCUGACCAAUGGGUUGGACCAUUGGUUGAAUAAAUGACGGAUGGAUGGAUAGAUGGAUAGAUGGAUGGAUGGAAAAUAAUACUCAAGUUACUGACUGGACUGAUGCUCAUGUCAGAUUAGUUUGACUUAGUGUUGCAAUGAAAAUGCCAAGUGACCUUUAUUCUCAUGGGUUUCGCAUUGGACGAAUCUUAAAAUCAUCUAAUUCGUCGAUCUAAUAGUCUACUGCCUGCCCAUCAGUUCGAUAAUUUCGAAAUACUGCAGUUCGAUGUGUUAUCGUGGACAAUGCCUCUCCAUUUAGAUCAAUUGUUAGGCGAUGCCCGUCGCUUAUCGACCCGCUUGCGUGAGCAUGAUUCAGCUGCGGAUGCGAUUUUGGGCUCGGCACAAGCCACACUCAAGGACGUCGAAGCCAUGAAACAAUAUCAAGAAGAAUUGGAGCAACUCAAUGCCAUUGCGCAUCACCGGCCUCGGGCGCAGUUGGUGUUAGGAAUUCAACAAGAAAAUCGCCAUAUCCGCCAACUCCAGCACGAGAACAAGGAGCUCCGGGCCACUCUGGAGGAGCAUCAAAAUGCUAUCGAACUCAUCAUGUCAAAGUAUAGGCAACAAAUGAAUAUUUUGGUUCACUCAACCAAACUGGAUAAGAAUGUCAUCAAUCAAAAAAAGGCCCAGCUGCUCCAAGACAAAACGGACCAAAUUUUUGAGAUGGCUUCUAUUAUGCAAAAUUCACUAAAGUUGGAUGAGGAAAACGAAGUCCAAGAUCAAGAAAUUCGGACUCGUUUACUGACGGAAAACAGGGGACUUCGCGAACUCCUAGAGAUUUCGCGACGCAAUGGAUCUGUAACAACCUCCAAGAGUCGUCCCAAAUAUAUUUCACAAGAAUGCCAAACUGAGGAUAACCCUACGUUAGCUUUGAUUCUGUCCACUCAAAGCCAAUCUGGCCAGGAGCUAGUAAGUGCGGACAAAAAGUCCUCAAUAAAUGCUCGUCUCAGUAGUGGUGUCAGCAAAACGCAGAGUAAGCCUCCCUCGUCGGAAGUCUCUCCGCCUUCUCCAAACUUUUUCAACGGGGGAAGCAGUAAUCUAUUGAGUAAUCACAACCCAAAUUCAAAUGAUAGUCCAAACCAAGUGACGGGAGAUCAAACAAAUCCCACUUCGUCUCAUCAUUCUUCGGACGAGGAUCUGGUCUCAUCGGAUGAAGAAGUGAUAUUCAACACAAUUAAGCGGAAUCCAGCCAAAAUUCGAGAACUGGUAGUGGAUCCAAAUCAAAUGAAUCAUGAGGCUGCUACAUCUAAUGGGAGUGGAAAUACCCCAUUCUUAAGGCCAUUUGAAAAUGAAAAGACCGUCGACGAAGAGAAAAGUUCGAUUUGUGACAAUACAGUGCAAUCGAUCCGAAGUCUCGAGGCCCCCAAGGAGACUAAAGCGACAAUGAAACGGAAUCAGAAUUAACUUCUGGCUAGAAUCGAGGCCAGUAUCAUUGCAAGUAAGCACUUCGAGUUUUGGCGGAAUCCAAGCAUCAAUUUCAUUUGAAAAAUAUUUAUUGGCAGGAUUUUGUUCCUCCAAUGGCUUUCAUAUUAAUACAUGACGGCCCAAUAUUCAACCAUCACUCUCUAUGCUUCAGGAAGUAACAUUUUUGAAUUCGAAAAUAAAUUUGAUUUGCUUGUUGGA
This is a messenger RNA of Tigriopus californicus, 2395 nucleotides long. RefSeq names its product suppressor of IKBKE 1-like. Lineage: Eukaryota; Metazoa; Arthropoda; Copepoda; Harpacticoida; Harpacticidae. The transcript has 5 exons. Bases 1019 to 2176 code for a protein of 385 amino acids. The record is from RefSeq and is a predicted model, not a curated record.